Molecule: messenger RNA, 3357 nt
Organism: Pelodiscus sinensis (Chinese soft-shelled turtle)
Lineage: Eukaryota; Metazoa; Chordata; Testudines; Trionychidae
Gene: ATP13A2
Product: ATPase cation transporting 13A2
Biological process (GO): intracellular calcium ion homeostasis; regulation of autophagosome size; autophagosome-lysosome fusion
Cellular component (GO): late endosome membrane
Molecular function (GO): P-type ion transporter activity; ATP hydrolysis activity; polyamine transmembrane transporter activity
Source: RefSeq, a predicted model, not a curated record
AUGGGCAAGUCACAGAGCCUGGAGGUCCAAGCCAAGUGCAGGCCGUGUCCUCUGCAGCAAGCUGACUGGAUCAUCAUCACUGACCGCUUCGGCCAGUGCUUUGUUACCCAGGUGCAAACGGAACAGCUUGGCGAGGGCAGCCUCGAGCAUCAGCCUGGGGCCAGAGCUGAGGAUGGGAGAACCAGCGUCGCCGUGGGCGUGUCGGACGAGGACGACAGCAGAGACACCAUCCGGCUUCACAGGAAGGAGGAGAAAAACGUCAUGCGCUACUAUCUCUUCGAAGGGUCGCGCUAUGUCUGGCUUGAAAGGCGGCUGGCGUUCUGCAAGGUCAGCGUCUUAGAUGACGGCUGGACCUGUGCAGACAUCCACCUUUCCCGGCCAGGCCUCAGCCAGCAAGACCACAGCACCAGGAGAAAGGUCUAUGGGCCAAACCUGAUUGAUGUGCCAGUCAAAUCCUACCUCCGGCUGUUGGUGGACGAGGUGUUGAAUCCCUUCUACAUCUUCCAGGCGUUUAGCAUCGUUCUGUGGAUCUGUGACACUUACUACUAUUACGCUGCCUGCAUAUUCGUCAUCUCUGCGAUAUCCAUUGGGCUGUCUCUCUACGAGACGAGAAAGCAAAGCAUCACGCUGCGGAACAUGGUGAAGAUGGCGAUCGACGUGAGAGUCCGCCGGGCCGACGGAGAGGAGGUGCUGGUGAACUCGUGGGACCUGGUGCCAGGUGACUGCAUUAGUGUCCCCACCGAAGGGUUCCUAGUCCCUUGUGAUGCCGCGCUGCUCACCGGGGAGUGCAUGGUCAACGAGAGCAUGCUGACAGGGGAGAGUGCCCCAGUGAUGAAGACGCCUUUACCCAACGGACCCCAAGCUGGCCACGUGGUCUAUUCCCCUGAGGAGCACAAGCGGCACACGCUGUUCUGCGGGACGCAGGUCCUCCAAGCCAAGUCCUACGUGGGCAAGGAGGUCCUGGCUGUGGUGACACGCACAGGGUUCUGCACCGCCAAAGGAGACCUGAUCAGCUCCAUCCUCUACCCCAAGCCUGUGCAUUUCCGGUUCUACAAGGACGCGGUGAAGUUUGUCCUCUUCCUUGCAGCUCUGGCUCUUGUUGGCACCACCUACAGCAUCGUCAUUUUGAUUAAAAACCAGGUUCCUCUCCAGCAAAUAGUCAUCCGCGCACUGGAUCUCAUCACGGUCAUUGUGCCCCCGGCCCUCCCCGCUGCGAUGACCGUGGGCACCAUCUACGCCCAGAACAGGCUGAAGAAGCAGGGCGUCUUCUGCAUCAGCCCUCCCCGGAUCAACCUGUGCGGGAAAAUCCGCCUGGUCUGCUUUGACAAGACAGGGACCCUCACGGAGGAAGGCCUGGAUGUCUGGGGCGUCGUUCCCGUGGAGAAUAGCUGCUUCCUGCCCAUCACCCAUGAGCCCCGCCGCUUGGCCGACGGCCCCUUGUUGUAUUCGCUAGCCACCUGUCAUGGUGUGUCUCUGCUGAAUGGGCAGCCCAUCGGAGACCCCCUGGACAUCAAGAUGGUGGAAUCUACUGGCUGGACCCUGGAAGAGGCCGACGGGGCGGAGGCCGAGCUGUGCGAGGUCCAGCACUUCGGGAUGAAGGUGCUAGCAGGGAUGAAGCCGCCACCUCUGGAAGAACAGCCGCAUGGCACGAAACACAAGACGUCAGCUGGGAUUCUCCGCCGGUUCCCGUUCUCCUCCUCCCUGCAGAGGAUGAGCGUCCUGGUGAAGCUGUCUGGCGAUGCCCCGGUGGAGGCGUACAUGAAGGGGGCUCCAGAGAUGGUGGCCAGUCUCUGUAAAAAGGAAACAGUCCCUGUGGAUUUCUCCCAGUUGUUACGACAUUACACUACAGACGGUUUCCGGGUCCUGGGACUUGCCUACAAAACACUAACUACUGUGAAAACCUUUGAGGAAGCUCAGCAGCUGACUAGGGACGCCGUAGAGAGUGGAAUGAGUCUCCUUGGCUUCCUCGUGAUGAGAAACGUUCUCAAGGCAGAGACGGCACCUGUGAUCCACCUGCUAAGGAACGCAAACAUCCGCACCGUCAUGGUGACAGGGGACAACAUGCUGACAGCAGUGAAUGUGGCCAAGAGCUGCCGGAUGGUGGAGGUGAAGGAGCGGGUGGGUCCCAGCCACGACAAACCCGCCGCCCUCAAAUUCAUCUCCGACGAUGCCCCCCAGGGCCAGGAGCAGCCAGAAGGCCUGUACCAGCAGGAUGCCUCCUUCCUUGAGCAGCCGCCCUGUCACCUGGCGCUGAACGGGAAAUCCUUCGCUGUGGUUUGCGAACACUUCCCCCACCUGCUCCCCAGGAUCCUAAUUCAGGCCACGAUUUUCGCUCGCAUGUCGCCCGACCAGAAAACUCAGCUGGUUUACAGCUUACAGGACCUGAACUAUUGCGUGGGCAUGUGCGGAGAUGGGGCCAACGACUGCGGGGCGCUGAAGGCAGCCGACGUGGGGAUCUCGCUCUCCGAGGCAGAGGCCUCUGUGGCUUCCCCAUUCACCUCCACAGUCGCCACCAUCGAGUGUGUGCCCACGCUCAUCAGGGAAGGCCGAUGUUCUCUGGUCACCUCCUUUGGGGUUUUUAAGUACAUGGCCCUGUACAGCCUGGUGCAAUUCGUCUCCGUGCUUCUGCUCUACACGAUUAACACCAACCUGAGUGACUUUCAGUUCCUCUUCUUCGACCUGAUCAUCACUACGACCGUGGCUGUGCUGAUGGGCAAGACCGGACCCGCCAAGGAACUGGGCACCAAGCGCCCCCAAGGGACACUGAUCAGUAUUAUUGUCCUCGGCAGCCUCCUCCUCCAGACCGCUCUGCUGAUCACGGUUCAGCUCAUGAGCUACUUCAUCACCGUCUCGCAGAGCUGGUACGUCCCUUUGAACAGCACGGUGACCGCCCCGCAGAACCUGCCCAACUACGAGAACACCGUGGUGUUCUGCGUCUCAGGCUUCCAGUACCUGAUCCUCGCCGUCGCCAUGUCCAAGGGAUACCCCUUCCGGGAGCCUCUGUACACCAACGUGCCGUUCCUGCUUGUCCUCGUGGCUCUCUUCGGCCUGAUGAUGGCGCUAACGCUUUACCCGCUGGGCUUCCUGAGAGCCGUGUUGAUGCUGAAAGACAUCAGCGACAUGAGCUUCAAGCUGCUGCUUCUGGGCAUGGCCACCCUCAACUUCUUCACAGCCUUCAUGCUGGAGACCGCCCUGGACCACGGCAUGCUCAACUGCCUGCGCAAGCUGCACCGGAGGAGGGCCUCUAAGAAGCUGUUCAAGAGGCUGCAGCAGGAGGUUCGAUUUUCUGAUGGCAAAGUUCUGGAGAAGUUCAUCGAAGCUGACUCGACGAAGCACGUCCGCUUCCAGACACAAUAG